This is a messenger RNA of Brienomyrus brachyistius, 1673 nucleotides long. It is a transcript of the gene drgx, whose product is annotated as dorsal root ganglia homeobox. Bases 179 to 1045 code for a protein of 288 amino acids. The transcript is spliced from 7 exons. Gene Ontology annotation, molecular function: DNA-binding transcription factor activity, RNA polymerase II-specific; RNA polymerase II transcription regulatory region sequence-specific DNA binding. The record is from RefSeq and is a predicted model, not a curated record. Gene Ontology annotation, biological process: regulation of transcription by RNA polymerase II. Lineage: Eukaryota; Metazoa; Chordata; Actinopteri; Osteoglossiformes; Mormyridae.
GAGAGAGAAAGAAAGAGGCAGACUGAGUGUACGCAGAUGACCGAGCGACUGUUACUGCCGGUAACUCAGGCACGCAGGAACCGCACCAUCAAUCUCAGAAGGGGGCUCGCACGUCGGUUCCCAACAACUACAUCAGAUCGACUGCGAACUUCACCCGUAUCCAGAUAAACUUUAGAAAAUGUUUUACUUUCAUUGUCCGCCUCAGCUGGAUGGGGAAUGCUGUAGGACAAAUACUAUAAACAGCGGCUCCUUCGGAGGCCACGCAGCCGGUGACUUCGAUGACGGAUUUCUUAGAAGGAAACAACGCAGAAAUAGGACUACGUUCACUUUACAACAGCUAGAAGCCCUCGAAGCGGUUUUCGCCCAAACGCAUUACCCCGACGUCUUCACGAGAGAAGAGCUGGCAAUGAAAAUCAACCUCACCGAAGCCCGUGUCCAGGUAUGGUUUCAAAACCGGAGGGCCAAAUGGAGGAAGACAGAGAGAGGAACGUCCGAGCAGGAAGGGGGCAAGGAACAGACGCGGGAAGGGACUUCUCCCGUGAGGAACCUCAAUUCUCCGUCACCCGCUGACCAGAGCCGUAACAAGAAGGAUCAACUAGAAAUCCAGCAAAGUCUGAACAGAACGGUCGGACCAGGUGGCCCAUUUUUCCCGUCCUGCCUGCCCGGGACCCUGCUCAACACGGCCACUUACGCCCAGGCCUUAUCCACAGUCGCGUCUCUAAAAGGAGGUCCCCUCUGCUCCUGCUGUGUUCCCGAUCCUAUGGGCCUGUCAUUUUUGCCCCCUUAUGGUUGUCAGAGCAACCGGACGGCCAGUGUGGCAGCGUUGCGCAUGAAGGCGAGGGAACACUCCGAGGCUGUGCUGCAGUCGGCUAACCUGCUAGGGGCGGGCCAAAGCGCAGGUGUGGGUCCGGCAGCAGGUGUGGCCGUGGGCGGGAGCAGAAGCAGCCCUGGGCCCAUCACCAGCAAAGCCCCAAGUCAGGAGAGCUCCCAAGAUAAACCGGCGCCCGGAGCCAAGGACCCACUUGAGAAGAAGUGCAGCUUGUGAGUGCCCCCUAGAGGGCGGCCGCUGUCAGAACACUGAUGCAAAUAGGCUCUCUGUACAAAAGACAUGAACGUUGCCCCUUUUGAGGGCUUUAUCUUGUCCAAAUACCAUAAUCUAUUCGUUUCUAGUAUUUACUGAUUUGUGGAGUAUUUGAUUGUGUUUGGGCAGUUUUUAGGGAGUGGGGGUGACUCAAGGACAAUUUUUUGUUACUUAUAUUAAAUAAACAGUGUUACUGAUAAGUAAAAAUAUAGGCCUACACCGUGUAUGACUGAAGACAAAAGAUUUGCACUGGAUGCCUGUAUUAAGUCUUGGGCAGCAUGCUCAGAGAAUUAGAAGUCACGAUCACCUCAAAACUACCCUGGUAUGCCGUUACUUCAGAAUCAAGUUGUAAAAUACCGAUGCUUAUAAAGUCAAAGAUUACAAAAUAUUCAUAUAAUUACAAUGCGCACGUGGAAAUAUCAUCUGCGGGAGGCUGCGUCAGGUCAUUUCCUUGUAUCCGUGCUUCGUAAGUAUACUUUAAAGUUGAAUGCAUACAACGAGCUAGCUGUGUAUAACAUGUUGUAUCAUCAUACGGUUACGUUUUUGUCUUGUUUUGACAUGUAUUUAAAACAAUUAAAGAAGUAGACAUUCA